Molecule: messenger RNA, 5252 nt
Organism: Formica exsecta
Lineage: Eukaryota; Metazoa; Arthropoda; Insecta; Hymenoptera; Formicidae
Product: WD repeat-containing protein WRAP73-like
Exons: 7
Coding region: 126-1460 (444 amino acids)
Biological process (GO): microtubule anchoring at mitotic spindle pole body; protein localization to mitotic spindle pole body; mitotic sister chromatid segregation
Cellular component (GO): microtubule organizing center; mitotic spindle; MWP complex
Molecular function (GO): protein binding
Source: RefSeq, a predicted model, not a curated record
UCCUGCGAAAAAAGGCAUUUAUCACGUUUGAUCGUGAGAGAAGUUUAUUGAUUGGAGAUUUCAAAGUGUCAUGAUUGGCGAGACUGGAGUUGUCGAGAAAACCACAGGUUUUCAAAUCUUCCAUCAUGACCGCCAACGCCGAAGAGGACAAGAUUUUUCGCAUAAACAAUCGUUUAUGUCAUUUUUCGAGUAACGGAGCAUAUUUGGCAGUUGCAUUUCAGACGAAUUUGCAAAUAAUGGAUGCAAGGACUCUCGAGACCCGUCAAUCGUUUAUAUUUGCGGAUGUGAUACAGCAUAUGGAAUGGUCUUUAAAUAGCGAAUAUAUUUUAUGCGCGAAUAUAAAAAAGGCUAUCGUACAAGUAUUUUCGGUGAAUUAUCCGCAAUGGAAAUGUAAGCUCACCGAAGGUAGUGCGGGUUUGCAGAGUGUUGCUUGGUCCCCAGAUAGUAAAUGCAUUUUUACAAUAGCAGAUUUUAAUAUUCAAAUAUCUAUCUGGAACUUGGAAGAUCAGACGGUGUCACAUAUACAAAAUCUAAAGACCUCUGCUUUCGAUAAGUUACAUUUUAAUCCGGAUGGUAAGAAAUUGGCUGUGAUAGUUACAGAGGAAGGUCAGGAUAAUGUGGAGAUUUACAAAACUGAUAAUUGGAAGAUAAGUCGAAAACUUAUCUGCGAGCGUUUACGUAGCAUCGACGGGAUCCGCUGGUCGCCGAACGAUGAAUUGUUAUGUAUAUGGUGUUCCUCUCCCGCCGAACCGAAACUGCUCAUUUAUUCCACUGUAUGGGAGAAACCCGUGGGUACGUUUCUUCCAUUGGAGACGCACAAGGAGCUUAAAGGAAUCGAAAAUAUUGAAUGGUCUCCCAGUGGACAAUUAUUAGCUGUAAUCGGAUUUAACGAAAUGAUUAUCCUUCUUAACUAUAUCACAUGGAAACCAUUGUCGCAAUUAUAUCUGGAUCCUGUGAUCAGGGAAUCUAAUUACUUAACAAGAGUGUACAAGGAAUGCACUGAUUUGGAAAAAACUUCUAAUAAACGCUUUGCUUCAUGCGAGGAAUGCAUUGUAUGUGAAAUACACGAAAGGCCAAUAUUUAUAGAAAUUGGGAAGAAAGAUGAUAAUGACAAUUUCUCAAUAGCAAAAGUAAAACUAUUUGAAUUUAGCACAUGUGGACAAUACUUGGCCCUGAAGCAUGAGCUUUAUCCUACCACAUUGUGGAUAUGGAAUAUCUGUACGGACUAUCUUGAUUACCUGUUACUCGAAAACCCCAUUACAGCUAUCAAAUGGAACCCUGUGCAUCCACAAUUGCUCGUGUUCUCUGAAUGUACAUGUGUUUAUGAAUGGACCCAAAACGGUGUACAAUCUCUGCCGAUGUCUAAAAAUAUGACAAUCGUGGAUGCAUAUUGGCAUCCCACAGGAGAAAAAAUUGCGUUAUGCGGUUAUAAUAAAGCGAUGAUUUAUUCCAAUAUAUGAAAAUUGCAAAUGCAUGUUAAUGCAUAAUAUAAUUUUUUUAAUUAUAAAUCCAGGCGGUUUUUUUAUACUGUGCUAUACAAUUUUCUGAUAUUGCUUUUAUAGGAAAACAAGUUAAGUGUUAAAAUAUUAUACAUACUGCACUUUAUGAUCGAAGUUGAUGAACAAUAAAAAUUUAUAAAGAAUUAGGAGUAUUUACAACAUAUGUAGAUCGAUCGUCAAAGAUGUUGUGUUGUAAGAGAUAUAUAGAAGCAGUUUUCUCUAUUCAGGAGUGUAGUUAUAAAAUACGAUUUAUCUUAGUCACUCCUCGGUCUAGUAAUUUUUGUUCAAAACAAUUAACAAAAAUAUUUUUAAUUUAAUUUUUUAAAUUUUUAUUUAAAAACAAAUAAAAAAUGCCAAUCUGAAUUUACUAUUUCAAUUCAAGCAAAAAUGUAUUUUUUAUCAUUUCAUUCAAGUUUAGAAUAUUUUAUGCAUUCUUUAAAGUUAUUUAUACGAAAAUUUAUAUAAAAUUCUUAUUGUGUUUAUGAGAUAAUAGAAUAUGAAGAAAUUUGCAUUCUCAAUUUUCGCAAAAAAUCGAGAAAACAUUGGUGAUAGAAUUAUUUUGUUGAACAACUAACUUGCAAUUUUAGUCAUCGAAAUUUUUUAUAUGGAAAAAAAUAUACAUUUUGAAAGAUUUAUUCCAUAAAUUUUGAUACAAGACAUGCAGGGCGCAUAGUGCACUGAAAAUGGCAUGGUGUUUACAUUACUGUCAGAGAAAGCGAGUCUCCGCGAAUGGUUGUCGCGCGACCAUCUAUUCGUGAUACAUUACACGAAGAGGAUCAAAAGAUCCUAAACGAGUAUGAUUAUGCGGUUUAUGCACUAACAUACACGAUUCCCCACGCGCGCACGGAGAAAACAUAUUUUUCUGCGGCUCUUCUCUCUCUCGCGAUGCGUCUACCGGUGGCUUAUCUCGCCUUUUAUCACCGAGAAAGACGACCGUUGCGUGGGAACGUCUAUUUUCUCCAUGAUGGCGACAACGAAUGUAGGAAAGAUUGCGCGCGAGAAGGCAUUCAUUUAGCGUUGUUAUAAACGGCCAUGAAAUGCCGUUGAUACAUUAUAUUGUUUAGCUAGCGAAAAGAAAUCAUGUAUCCGAUAUAACGAAUCUAUUUUUUUUUUAAUUAUUUAAUAAAUAAGUAAUUUUUCGCAUUCACGAGAAAUGAUUAAGAGAGGAAGAUUUUAUUGUACAUAUUUUAUAUAUAUCGGGUGUCCGUCCCUAAAUGUCCGAGCAAAUAUCUCACAACUGAUUGAAGUUACAAGAAAGUUUAAUAAGAGAAAUUAGCACAGUUUUUAGUUCGUAAUGAAGCACAUGUAAAAAAAUUUUUUUGGCUCGUAACCUUUUCAAGUUAUAAAGGUCACCAUCGUUUUUUUUAAACGGAAUUCCCUAUUUUUUGUUGCAUAUUUUUAAACCCCUUGUCUAGACCUUUGUAAAACACUAUAAUAAAGUAUUUUUUUAUUAAGUAUUUUUCGAGUUAUUGUUUUCGAUAAUCUUAUCGUGAUACUUUUAUGUACAGAAUAAUGAGAUAAAUCAGUUGGUAUAAAAAAAAAUAGUUGUCUUUAAGAAAAAGUACGUAAUUAACUACAAUGUAUUUUUUUGGACAUUUAUGGACAGACACCCUGUAUAUAUAUUUGUAAUACUGUAAAAGUAAUUGGAAAAUGAUGUACUGUAUAUAAUGUUGCAAUUUGAAAACGUGUGUACAUGUGUAUGUGUGUGUGAUUUAGCACAGUAACGAUCUAGUUAUAGAAAUAAUGUUUUUGUUUGAAAAUAUUAAGUGAAAGCUUGUAUAUCUGAGAGAGAUGCAAGAGGUUUAUCGAACUAACCGUACUUAUUUGCAUCGCAAAUUUUCUUUCUGGGAAUAAAAUCUGCGCGCAACAUUGUUUUUAAAUUCGCGUGCAAAAUGUUGGUACGACUAAAAUGUCUUCUACCGCUGAUAAACGAUAAUUGUUGCGUGUACAUAAUUGGCGAGAAUAUAAGCGGCAAGAUUGUAAUUAAAUUCAUCGCUUUUCCAUGCGCCUAAUUACACGACCGUCCCGGUUAAAAUGGAUAAUUAGCCGAGUGUAGUGAAUUUCGAAGCAAAUAUAAUCGAAUCGGAAAAAAAUUAAUCUGUAAAGAUAAACUAUUCCACACACAUCACGCAAUCAAUGCAUGUAUUUAAAUUUGUUACAAUGUGCUGGAAUCUACCUCCGGUUUUUCAACUACAGCGGGACCACACCCUUCGAAUACAUAUCUGUUGUAUAUCUAUCUACAUAACGCAUAACAACACAUGUUUUUUUUUCGCGCUUUACCAUAUGCGACGAACAAGCGACGAUUUACUAUCUGCGGCCUCAUGUCUACUCGGGAGGACGUACAUUUCCUACUUUCUCCGCGAUCCGUUCGUCACACACAGCUCGUACGAAUAUUUACCAAUCUACUUACAAAUGUCUCGCGCGCGCUUCUCUCUUUUCUUCAAUAAUGAACGCUCGUUUACGAGGAAGAUUUAUCCACGAAAACGCAAUCGAUUUGUUUGUGCAAUCAAAAAGUAAUCUGAAACUAAUCUCACAAAGAAUACCGCGAUAUGUUAAAAAGAUUUUGUCAUUGAAUUUUUGAUUGUUAAAUUUAGAUGUUUGAUAUCUGUUUGUGAUUAGAGUCUACUUGAAAUUAAUUCAAGAAAAUAUAGCUCUCAUUAUAUAUUUUUGAGAUACAAAACUUUGUUUUUUUUAAAUUAAUAUGCCAUUUAUAUUCUUUUAUAUACUAUUUUCUCUUAAGAAUAUAUCUAACAUUUUAAUCCGGUUAAGAGAUACUGUUAAACAAGUUCUGCAAUAAUCUAAAUUAUGUUCAUCAAAGCCAUUCUAUGUCGCGAGCAUUAUUUGUCUAGUAUCCUUUUUUCAAAAAAUGUGAAUAUUUGUUAUUUUGUACUAAUAAAUAUUCAUAUCUUCUGUAAAAACGUUGCUCCCACCGCAAUUAAAUAUUAUUAUGAACGAAGGUGCUUUCUCGAUGUUACCCCCGCCAACUCUCUGUUCACUGCCACAUAGACAUACGAUCAUCUACCAUAUAUUACCGUUGUAAUAUAAACUUCUUUGCCUUCUCCGGCUGUCACUUCCUGCGAACUGCAGGGGAGCCGAUAACGUCAUUUCUAUACAUCGCACGCGAUCGGUUGCUGUGUCCCUCGUUAAAAAGCGCUCGUCCCAACAGCAUUUGUGCCAAUCAAUUAUUUGUAAAAAAUUCAUAUUACAUGCGCACCGAUUAUGAUAUCCGAAUAAAUAUCGAAUAAAAAAAUGUAAAUAAACGUAGAAAUAAGAAAUUGAAAAAUGUAUGUACGUUCAAUUACUGAUUCUUCAAUUUUUAUUGUAAAUCUCAAGAAACAACGAGGCAAAAGAAUGCAAAACCAUCGCGGUGUUGCUAUCCACAGCAGCGUAGCGUGCCGCAAGUGUAUAGCAGCGAACCGUUCACGUUCACUCACGCUCGUGUGCUCGCACACACAUGGUGUUUAGAAAGUCCGGCAACAAGAACACUACCAUCGACGACCGACAAGCGCGGAGGAGGUACACCUUGGUACCAAAAGGUAACGUGGUAGCCGAAGGUAGUGCACGCCGGUUUAGAGGUGGGGGCAUCUCUAAGCUAGCGGUGUCAGCGCUUCCUCGACGCUCACUGCUCGUCGACCCGUCGAGCCAUCGACACCGGGUGACAGAUCGGAGCGUAGAGAGUUUUUAAAUAAUUGUCCAUCACCGGGAGAGAGAGAAAAAAGGAUAGUCAAUCGGUUCAAGAAGAGGAAGAAAAAA